AUGUCUACAAUUUGUUUGAUCAUUUGUCUCAAGUCUUGUGCUGACGUUGUUGUCACCAAUAAAACACUUUUUCCAACAUUUUCGAGAACGUCGCUAGGGCCUCCUGAAAAAAUAUCAAAAAGUGUCAUUGCAUUACUCAAAGCCUAUCAAUGGAACAAGUUCGUGAUAGUCGCCGACACUCGACAAUGGACAAAAGAGAUAACAUUGGCAAUAAAGGAAUUAGCAGGAAAAAAUAAAUUGAAUGUAACUGAUGUCAAAUAUUUCACUGAUUACAUUCGAGCUAAAUACGAGCACAUGCAAAACAUCAUCAGUGAAAGCUUUCGAAAAACAAGAAUUUAUGUCUUCGUGGGGGGCCCAUGGGCUUUGGAUGAUUUCAUGUUGUGUCUACAAGAACGAAAACUUUUAGACGCAGGCGAAUACAUGGUCGUGUCAGUAAAUGAUGAGUUUUAUAAUCCUGAUUUAAAGAUGGUGCAGGGAGUGAGACAAAACAACAUCCUAAGCCAUCCUUUUUUGUCGAGAUUUAAAAAUAAAGCAUUAAACGCUAAAUCUUAUCAGUCAAUUCUUCAAAUUACGUUGACAGCACCAUCAGUUGAUUUGACAAAUUUUUAUCGCGAAAUACGAGAAAAAGCGAAGAAGUUUAAUAUUCCUUAUCAUUCAAAGAUUGCACCAGUUAUCUCAGUUCGAGCGGCUUAUCUCUAUGACGCCGUGAUAAUUUAUGCACAAGCGGCAACGAAAAUGCUGAGUAGUGGCGGGGAUUUGCGCGAUGGCCGUACAUUAAUGCAAAAAUAUGUCUUCAACAACAUGUACACGUCAAAACAAGGAUUCCAAGUUUUGAUCGAUGAAAAUGGGAACGCAGAAGGAAAUUUCUCCGUAUUUUCAAUGCAAUACAUAAAUGAGACAGCCAUGACGAUGCAACAAGUUGGGUCUUUUGUAUCAUCGUCCAACAAUGCUUCCAGAACAGAACUUCCAAAAUUUCAAUUAAGUGAAACGAAAAAUAUUCUUUGGAUAAAUGGAAUUCCGAGAGAUGAGCCAAAAUGUGGGUUUGAUGGAUGCCCAAGCGAUUGGAGCUUUCUUAUCUCAAGUCUUCUGGUGUUCUUAUUUGUCGCCCUCGUUAGCGCUUUUCUCUUAAAGCAUUACCGAUACGAGCAAAAGCUUCAAUCAAUUAUGUGGAAGGUUGACAUUAGGGAAAUUACAUUCUUGGGGAAAGAAUAUAAUGAAGAAGCUUACAGAACUGGGAACAUGACCCAAUAUUUUCGACAUCGAACCAUGAGUCUAAUAACAGGCGAUACAGGAAGAAGAGCUUACACAACAAUUGGAUUUUUUCGAGGAAAUUUCGUGGCUUUAAAGAAGGUUCACAAACGUUCAAUUGAUUUAACGAGAAGCAUAAAGAAAGAAUUGAAACUGAUGAGAGAAUUGCGUCAUGAGAAUAUCGUAACAUUUAUUGGUGCAAGCGUGGAAAGCUCAAACAUUUACAUACUGACAAAUUAUUGUGCUCGAGGAAGCUUGGAAAAUGUGUUAGCAAACCAAGACCUAAAAUUAGAUCAUUUAUUCGUGUCUUCGCUUGUAUUUGACAUAAUGAAAGGACUCAUCUUUUUACACGACAGCGAGAUUGUAUCGCAUGGAAAUCUUAGGUCGAGUAACUGUCUUGUUGAUUCUCGUUGGUGUGUGAAACUUUCUGAUUUCGGCCUCAAUGAAUUUAAAUUGGGAAGUGAUGAACCGGAUAAAAGUGAGAAAGAGAUCAAAAGAAAUAUUUGUAGAUCUCCUGAACUUUUAAGACUUCACAAUCCACCUUCAUACGGCACACAGAAAGGCGAUGUAUAUUCAUUUGCCAUAUUGCUUUAUGAAAUUUACGGUAGAAAAGGUCCUUUCGGUUUCGGUCAUGCUUACGAUUCAGAAACACUUGCGGCUACUUACAAAGAAAUUAUUGAGAAAAUCAUAAAUCCACCAAAUCCUAUGAUGAUUCUUCGACCACCUUUACAUAUUUUAGACGCACCGGAAUGUGUGAAGCAAAGCAUUGUGCUGUGUUGGAAUGAAGAACCUGACGACCGACCCGAUAUGCGACUUGUACGAAUAAAAUUGAAGGAACUUCAAGGAGGAUUAAAAUCCAAUAUUUUUGAUAACAUGAUGGCUUUAAUGGAAAAAUAUGCAUACAAUUUGGAAGAGUUAGUGCAAGAACGAACGACACAGCUGAGUGAAGAGAAGAAGAAAACUGAAAAUCUUUUGCUGCGAAUGCUUCCGCGAUCUGUCGCUGAAUCUUUGAUGCAUGGAGAACGAGUUGUAGCUGAGUGUUUUGAUUGUGUCACAAUAAUGUUCAGUGACUUGGUUGGAUUUACUGAAAUAUGUUCGACAAGUACACCACUUGAAGUCGUUGAAAUGUUGAAUGAUUUGUAUUCACUCAUGGACUCAAUCAUAUCGAAUUUCGAUUGUUAUAAAGUUGAAACAAUUGGCGAUGCAUAUAUGGUUGUGAGUGGACUUCCAAUAAGAAAUUUAGAUCAUGCAAGUCAAAUAGCUUCGCUAGCUUUGAUGAUUUUGAAUCGUGCAUCAAAAUUAGAGAUUCGUCAUCGACCUGGUGAACUUUUUCAAAUUCGAAUUGGCAUUCACUCUGGUCAAGUUGUGGCUGGUUGCGUAGGCUUAAAAAUGCCACGUUAUUGUCUCUUCGGUGACACAGUUAAUUGUGCAUCACGGAUGGAAAGCACAUCGGAACCAAGACGAAUUCACGUCUCAACAGCGACUUAUGGAUUGUUAAAGAAAACUGGUCGAUAUAUUUGUGAAGAGAGGGGAUUGACAUUCAUUAAAGGAAAAGGUGAGAUGAGAACAUUCUGGCUAAAAGGCGAAGACAAAAGUAAAAUUGUUGAAGCACCAAAGAAGCUUAAAAUUGAUGACUGGAAUAAAACGCCAGAUUUACUUUGCAUUGACAACAUCAGAUUAGCUGUAAAACGGAAUCAUGAUUUUUGUGAAAGAAAUUUCGCCACAAAGUCAUUAAGUAAUAUUAAUCAUUCGUAUUUGUUUAGUUCACUAAUGGAGCAUAAGUUUGUAGAAAAUUUACCAUCUUUGGGUAUUUCAAAGAAUUUCCCCAGCCACGACUGUUAUUUGUGUCAAAAGAAAAAAUAUUUGUACCAAAAAUAUCAUCAAGAAUUGCGUCAUCGUUGUGAGAAAUUUUGCAGCUCUUCAAAUUACGUCGCGUCGUUUUCAUCGUCUUCGGAGAUUGAAGUAGCCGUCAAUGAAUGUUCAUGCAGUCGAGUUAGUCAAAACCCAUCAAUUCCUAGUCGAUCACCCAGCUCAGCGCCACAAAUCAUAUUCACUGAAUAA
Messenger RNA from Clunio marinus, 3309 nucleotides. The record is from the annotation of a GenBank genome assembly. NCBI's taxonomy places the organism in Eukaryota, Metazoa, Arthropoda, Insecta, Diptera, Chironomidae.